Molecule: messenger RNA, 816 nt
Organism: Hibiscus syriacus
Lineage: Eukaryota; Viridiplantae; Streptophyta; Magnoliopsida; Malvales; Malvaceae
Exons: 1
Coding region: 1-816 (271 amino acids)
Source: RefSeq, a predicted model, not a curated record
AUGCAAGAAGAGCUUGUCGCUUGUGAUCAAACUGCAGUAACCAGGUCCGGCCAGAGUGUUUUCAUGUCUGUUUUCCGGACAAAGAUAGCCGACCAGUGCCGUUUGAUCACCGUCACUUGGUGCAAGAAUCUCCUGCUUAAUGGUCUCUCGGUAUCAGUCUCAGGCCCCGAAGGAGAGAAUCAAUACACCUGCAAAAUGGAGCUCAAACCAUGGUAUUUUUGGAAGAAACAAGGCUCCAGACACUUCAUCAUCGAUGGUGAUAAAGCUGUAAAUGUCUUCUGGGACCUCAAAACAGCCAAAUUCAAUGGAGAAACCGAACCCAGUUCGGAGUACUACGUUGCUGUCGUCUGCGAUGAAGAAGUCGUUUUACUCGUCGGAGAUCUAAAGAAAGAGGCUUAUCGGAAAACUGGUUGCAGGCCUGCACUUAUAGACCCCAUCUUAGUUUCAAGAAAAGAACAUGUAUUUGGGAGAAAAAGAUUCAGCUCGAGGAUCAAACUUGAUGAUGAGAAGAGUAUGUUCCAUGAGAUCUCGAUCGAGUGUAAGAACAAGGUUGAGCCCGAAAUGGAGAUGAGAAUCGAUAACCAAUUGGUGCUUCACGUGAAGCAUCUUCAAUGGAAGUUCAGAGGAAACGAAACUUUUCAAGUGAACAAGACGAGAGUUGAAGUCUACUGGGAUGUUCAUGACUGGCUUUUCAGUCCUGGGUUAAGGCGUGCAUUGUUUAUAUUCAAGCCUGUUUUGUCAUCGUCGUCUCCGUGUGGAAACACCGUUAUUUCAGCUGAGUUCUGUUUGCUUCUUUAUGCAUGGAAGAUUGAAUGA